Molecule: messenger RNA, 318 nt
Organism: Penicillium pulvis
Lineage: Eukaryota; Fungi; Ascomycota; Eurotiomycetes; Eurotiales; Aspergillaceae
Exons: 3
Coding region: 1-318 (105 amino acids)
Source: RefSeq, a predicted model, not a curated record
AUGUUUGAGACACUCAAAAGCUGGUUCCAAGGGGCUGAUGCGCCUCUUAAUGAGAAUAAGUGGGACGCUAACACUGUCACCAUGCAACAACCUAAUAGCCCAGCUGCUCCUUCGAUGAACCAGACCGUCACUGAGCAGCCCGGUGGCGUCGAAUCCAUGGGAGUUCACAUGCGGGGUGGUGAUGGUGGCGAUCUUUGCUGCGGAAUCUGUGCUGGUCUUUGUUGCUUUGAGUGCUGUGAGUGCUGCUGCGGAGACUGCUGCGGUCCCGAUGGUCCUCCCGGUCCUCCUGGCGGACCCGGUUUUGGCCCUGGCCCUUGA